This is a messenger RNA of Nycticebus coucang (slow loris), 2780 nucleotides long. Its product is annotated as matrin-3-like. The coding region runs from base 258 to 1787 and encodes 509 amino acids. The record is from RefSeq and is a predicted model, not a curated record. Gene Ontology annotation, cellular component: nucleus. The transcript has a single exon. Gene Ontology annotation, molecular function: zinc ion binding; RNA binding. NCBI's taxonomy places the organism in Eukaryota, Metazoa, Chordata, Mammalia, Primates, Lorisidae.
GGUGCGCUUUGCAGAGCUCCGAACACGUGCGCGGGAUGACUUGAAAGUAAGAAAAUAGUGGCAGGCACGUAGUCUGCAGUAUUCAGAUGUCUUCACCUGAAAAACCUGCCUCCAUCAGGACCUCAGAUCUCUGACAGCACUGUGACACCACACAGGAGUGGAGUCAACAUAUCAAUGGAGCAAGUCACAGUCGUCGAUGCCAGCUUCUUCUUGAAAUCUACCCAGAAUGGAAUCCUGACAAUGAUACAGGACACACAAUGGGUGAUCCCUUCAUGUUGCAGCAGUCCACAAACCCAGCACCAGGAAUUCUGGGACCUCCACCUCCCUCAUUUCAUCUUGGGGGACCAGCAGUUGGACCAAGAGGAAAUCUGGGUGCUGGAAAUGGGAACCUGCAAGGACCUAGACACAUGCAGAAAGGCAGAGUGGAAACUAGCCGAGUUGUUCACAUCAUGGAUUUUCAACGAGGGAAAAACUUGAGAUACCAACUAUUACAGCUUGUGGAACCGUUUGGAGUCAUUUCAAAUCAUCUGAUUCUAAAUAAAAUUAAUGAGGCUUUUAUUGAAAUGGCAACUACAGAGGAUGCUCAGGCUGCAGUGGAUUAUUAUACAACCACGCCAGCAUUAGUAUUUGGCAAGCCAGUGAGAGUCCAUUUAUCCCAGAAGUAUAAAAGAAUAAAGAAGCCUGAGGGGAAACCAGAUCAGAAGUUUGAUCAAAAGCAAGAGCUUGGACGUGUGAUACAUCUCAGCAAUUUACCCCAUUCUGGCUAUUCUGAUAGUGCUGUUCUAAAGCUUGCCGAGCCCUAUGGAAAAAUAAAAAACUACAUAUUAAUGAGGAUGAAGAGUCAGGCCUUCAUUGAGAUGGAGACGAGAGAAGAUGCAAUGGCAAUGGUUGACCAUUGUUUGAAAAAAGCCCUUUGGUUUCAGGGGAGAUGUGUAAAGGUUGACCUUUCUGAGAAAUACAAAAAACUGGUGCUGAGGAUUCCCAACAGAGGCAUUGACUUACUGAAAAAAGAUAAAUCCCGAAAAAGGUCUUAUUCUCCAGAUGGCAAAGAAUCUCCAAGUGAUAAGAAAUCUAAAACUGAUGGUUCCCAGAAGACUGAAGGUACAAAUGAAGGUAAAGAACAAGAAGAAAAGUCAGGUGAAGAUGGUGAGAAAGAUACAACGGAUGACCAGACAGAACAGGAACCCAAUAUGCUUCUCGAAUCUGAAGAUGAGCUACUUGUGGAUGAAGAAGAAGCAGCUGCAUUGUUAGAAAGGGGCAGUUCAGUGGGAGAUGAGACUGAUCUUGCUAAUUUAGGUGAUGUGGCUUCUGAUGGGAAAAAGGAGCCUUCAGAUAAAGCUGUGAAAAAAGAUGCGAGUGCUUCAGCAGCAGCAAAGAAAAAGCUUAAAAAGGUGGACAAGAUCGAGGAACUUGAUCAAGAAAAUGAAGCAGCGUUGGAAAAUGGAAUUAAAAAUGAGGAAAAUACAGAACCAGGUGCAGAAUCUGCUGAGAAUGCUGAUGAUCCCAACAAAGAUACAAGUGAAGAUGCAGAUGGACAAAGUGAUGAAAACAAGGAGGACUAUACAAUCCCAGAUGAGUAUAGAAUUGGACCAUAUCAGCCCAAUGUUCCUGUUGGUAUAGACUAUGUGAUACCUAAAACAGGGUUUUACUGUAAGCUGUGUUCACUCUUUUAUACAAAUGAAGAAGUUGCAAAGAAUACUCAUUGCAGCAGCCUUCCUCAUUAUCAGAAAUUAAAGAAAUUUCUGAAUAAAUUGGCAGAGGAACGCAGACAAAAGAAGGAAACAUAAGAUGUCCAAGAAGAGUUAACGAUUUCAAAGAAAAUAAUGGUUCUUUGUUUUUAAUGUUAACCUUUUUUAAAUACAAUACUGAUGUUAGAAGAUGACUAUUGUACUCUUUUGUUUUAGUGGAGAAAUACUAGUCUGUUCAUGUGUUAAAUGUUAUAGCAAGAAAGUACAUACGCGGUUAAGUUAAUGAAGAAUAGUUUUUCUUUUAUCAGAAUGGCAACAGAAAUACUUGUAGAAACUGACUUCGUAAGCUAUUUAAGACAACUUGCACCACUAAGAAAAAGAUAAAGUAGAACAUUCAGAAAAAUGAAAUUUAGUAGUUCCAAGCUUCAAAGAAAUGUUAACGUUUGAUUCCAUUCAAUAAAGAACAAAACCAGUUGUAUUUUUAUUACUUUCAUCUGAAACAUUCCACAUAUUAAUCUGAGCCUUGCAGACUUUUCAGUUGGAGUUUUGAAGCUUCUUUGUUUGCAUUUCAUUUUUGGAGAAUUAAUGUGAGAUUGGCAAUUCAAAUGCAGGUGCAGUUUUCUUUUAAUGUCAUGCUGUUGUUUAGGUAUUGAGUAAUUGGCUUUAGAUUUUGUAAUUAUUUCCCUGAGUUCCUGCUAGAUUUCGUAUUCUAGUAGUUCUAUGUAUUUUCAGUGAAAUGUAAAAAUAUUCUUGUUCUCUCUGACCAGUAUUAAUUUUCUGAGAUCUUACUGCUUGUCACUUGAAUCCUGUAGCUGUCAUACAUCUCUGGUAUAAGCAACAUUUGAUUUUUGAAGUGUGUAGAUCAUCUCUUCAUACUUUCAAGAUGUAAUUUACAUUUCUGCAUUUUAAAGACAGUUUGGCCAUAAUUCUAGAUGCACGCUUCUGAUUCAUGUACCUGCACAUGUUACCUUCGUGAACAGAAAUUUGCAUGUAUAAUCUGUGUUUACUUGUGACUUUCUGGUUAUAUACUGCUUAUAUCUGUGGAUUCAAGUUACUGAAGUGAAUAUCAAUAAAAAAAACACAGGCCAUGUU